Messenger RNA from Neoarius graeffei (lesser salmon catfish), 3852 nucleotides. It is a transcript of the gene znf319b, whose product is annotated as zinc finger protein 319b. The record is from RefSeq and is a predicted model, not a curated record. Lineage: Eukaryota; Metazoa; Chordata; Actinopteri; Siluriformes; Ariidae. The transcript has 2 exons. Bases 659 to 2461 code for a protein of 600 amino acids.
UUUGGUGGUCAAACGGAUCCUUGUGCUGUUGCUGUGAACCCGAAAUUAAGUUAAAAGCGGGCGUAUAGAUGACUUUUCCACACUGGGAGUUUAUUCUUUAGACACUCUGGAAACUCAAGACACGAUUUCAAGUUGUUUAUAGAGAGACUGCUCCGAGUUUCGCUGUGCUUUUCACAGGCAUGUCAGGGUGAGCGGCCUGCGGCGCCACCGAGCAGGAAAAUCCCCGGAUCGGUUCUUGGCCUUUAGUCGGUUUCGAGAUUGGAGCGUCUUUUAACAUCUUUUAAAGGAGGAGAAUUGAGCUAAUUCUAUCUCGAACGUGUGUUCGAGGGAUCAGAAAGGAGUGAGCGGAUCUGAAGGAAUCCGGUGGAACCGGUGUGCCCCUUCCUUCAUCUUCCAUAUCUAGUUUUUCACCUUGGAAGGAUGCCUCCACACGCGGUGCUCUGAGCACGUUUCGGAGCCAGCGAGUGCUCCGGGAGGUUUGAGGCGUAAUACAGCUCCCAUUUCUCACCUGUGUUGGUCCUGCUGAGCCGUCAAAAUAAGUUCCUCACUGCCCCCCCACUUGUCGCAUCGCGGCCAGUCCAGCAACCCCUUCCCCCUGGAUUCGCACGCCAAGCGGUCCCACUAUGGCACCAAGUUGAAUCCGUAUACGCGGGCGCGGAUGACCGAGGCAUGGCAGCAGCAUCCUGUCGCCCCGCCUCCUGUCGUCCACACCAUCCCGCCGGGGUCGGAGAACGCGCUCGGAUGCGCCGUGUACGGCAUCGUGCUGCAGCCAGACGCUCUGCAGCAACAGCAACAGCAGCAUCACAGCCAGCAGCACAGCCAGCAGCAGCAACACCCGGCUCAGGCGCAGCAGCCGUCGCUACAGGUCGGGAGCGAAGGAGGCCACAAAUGUGGCGCGUGUGGUCAUGACAUCUCACAUCUGGCCAAUCCACACGAGCACCAGUGCAUGGUAAGCCAGGACCGCUCGUUCCAGUGCACACAGUGCCUGAAGAUCUUUCACCAAGCCACAGAUCUCUUGGAGCACCAGUGCGUGCAGGUGGAGCAGAAGCCGUUUGUGUGCGGAGUGUGUAAGAUGGGCUUCUCGCUGCUCACGUCGCUGGCACAGCACCACAACGCGCACAACAGCGGAAACCCCAUGAAGUGCUCCAUCUGCGAGAAGACCUACCGGCCCGGAUCUUCAGGAAACGCCACGCCGACCUCCUCAGGCAGCACCAAUCCAGCUCAGCCUUCCAGCGACGGCGCGUCAGCGAGCAGCAGUGCGGCGGUCGGUACUUCUGGACAGCCCACGUUCGAGUCCUCGGCUCCUUACAGGCCCUACAAGUGCUCCGUGUGCUCAAAGGGGUUCCGGCAUCUGUCAGAACUGACACGACACGAGCGCGUGCACACGGGCGAGAAGCCGUUCAAGUGCGAGACGUGCGACAAAAGCUUCAGCCAACAGUCACACCUGCAGCACCACCAGCGCACGCACAGUUCGGAGCGACCGUUUAAGUGCGCCGUGUGCGAAAAGAGCUUCAAGCACCGCUCGCACCUUGUGCGGCACAUGUACGCGCACUCGGGCGAGCACCUGUUCAAGUGUAACGUGUGCGAGCUGCACUUUAAGGAGUCCUCCGAGCUGCUGCACCACCAGUGUCAGCCGCAGGGCGCGCGGCCGUUCCGCUGCGCCACGUGCGGCAAGGGCUUCAAGCGGCCGUCUGACCUGCGCCAGCACGAGCGCACGCACUCCGAGGAGCGGCCGUAUCACUGCGACGACUGCCAGAUGAGCUUCAAGCAGCAGUACGCGCUCGUCCGUCACCGCCGCACGCACACGGCCUCCGGAGACCGACCUUUCAAGUGCAACCUGUGCGACAAGGGCUUCCUGCAACCGUCACACCUGCUUUACCACCAGCACGUGCACGGCAUGGACAACCUGUUUAAGUGCGCCUCGUGCGGCAAGGGUUUCAGCCAGUCAGGCGAGCUGCUACGGCACAAGUGCGGCGAGAGUUCGAACACGCCCACCAACCCGGACAAACCGUACAAGUGCGACGUCUGCGGCAAGGCCUACAAGAAGGCCGCGACGCUGCAGCGCCACCAAACCACGCACUGCAACGAGAAGCCUCUGAAGUGCUCGCUGUGCGACCGCCGCUUCCUCUCGUCGUCAGAGUUCGUGCAGCACCGCUGCGACCCGUCGCGAGAGAAGCCGCUCAAAUGCCCAGACUGCGAGAAGCGCUUCAAAUACGCGUCCGAGAUGAACCGCCACCGACGCGUCCACACCGGCGAGAAGCCGUACAAAUGCGCCAGCUGCGACAAGGGCUUCAAGCAGCGGGAGCAUCUUGCCAAACAUCAAAGCGUACACUCUAGGGACGCGCAGUUCAAGUGUGUGUGGUGCGGCGAACGCUUCGCUGAUCUCGGCUUGCUCCAGGAGCACACGGUCCAACACACUGCCGAAGGAGGCGGAUACCCAGUCUCUUCUCUUAUUCAGUAAACCAUGUGUUUUGUUUGUUUUUUUAAUAUUAUUUUUAUUUUAUCUUUAGAUAGCUCCAAAUACUAAGCAAGUGGUAUAAUCUCGUCGUCUUCGUUACCUACGUAUACAUAAUUCCUUCGUUAUUCCGUUGUUGUAUACCAUUUCAUCUUGGACAAGCAAUAGGUGCUGAAUGUUCGAAGCAUCGUUCUCUUUCUAGCCUUGAUUUAAAGCUCAUUUUGUUACAAUUCAAGGGGAAAUAAUGAAGGACAAACUUUCCAAGGUGAGCAAACGGAGGGGGAGGAAGGAAGGAAGGGAGGGAGGGAGAGGCUGUCUCAUAGCUGCCAGAGAUGAAGAAACGAGAAACGGCUCCCUUCUGGAGUCUUUACACCAGUCUUUCAGUUUGGUAUCCAGUUCGAUUAUGCUUUUAUGUCAGAACUCUGGACUUUUUAUAUUAAAAAAGAAAAAAAAAUACCCCAUAGUUGAGAGUAGCUAGUGAAAUUUUAGACGUAAUUAGUGUGCUUCGUUUGAGUUUCGUUUGCAGCUACAGAUUCUUUUCUACCAAUCAAGAACGACUCGAGGGGAAAUUAGUCACUCGCCCGCUAACCAUGUCCUGAAAAGAAGAAUUGUGUGUGUGUGUGUGUGUGUGUGUGUAUAUCUCUCCUCACAUCACGGUUUCAAAGUGUAUUGCCUGCUUUCCGACACCUCAGCUAGACCUAGCUGACCAGACAGGGGUUAGCCGAUAUUGUGCUGUUAUGAUAUUAUGAACUAUUCAUGCCGUCUGUAAGCGUGUCGUCGUAUAUAUGUGCCCUUCGAUGUGGCAGAAAUUGUAUGUACCAAAAACAAAACGAAGUACUGUAUGACACCCCAGAAGGGCACGUUGUUAGCCAGGUAGUCCAUCACCGUCUCUGCAUUUCACUGCAAUAUACGUAAAUAAAUAAAUACACUAUAUAGAAAUAUAUACGUCACUCAUGUAUACAUACGGUUCAUAUUUCCAUAAGUCUGUCUAUCUGUCCUGAAGCAGCUUUGUGUUACAUAGGUUUUUAUUUUUUCUCGUCCGGUCUUUUAGUCUUUUCUUAACCUUUUUUAUAGGGUUUUUUAUUUAUUUAUUUUUUUUUUAAUGUGGAACUCACUCUGUCUUUUUUUCUUUGCUUUGAUGGCAUUUUGAUGAUGGUGGUGAUCAUGAUGGUGUCAUACUAUGGAAUCAAUUUUGUGCCAAAAUGUUCAAACCAAACCAAAACGACAAAAUACAAAAAAAGAAAAAAAAGUCAAUUUUUUUUAGACUGGCAAACAAAUUAUUCGUGUAAUCGUGCAAAAUAUUCAGAAACCUUUUAUUUUUGUUCCGCGUCUUUCUCAGUUUUGCUUGACGUAAUUUAUUUUGGUUGCGAUUCCAGCUUUCUCGUUUGCGCUCCCAG